Beauveria bassiana ARSEF 2860 is the source of this 1374-nucleotide messenger RNA. RefSeq lists its product as uncharacterized. The coding region runs from base 1 to 1374 and encodes 457 amino acids. The record is from RefSeq and is a predicted model, not a curated record. Lineage: Eukaryota; Fungi; Ascomycota; Sordariomycetes; Hypocreales; Cordycipitaceae. The transcript has 2 exons.
AUGGAGUUGCCCAAGGUAACCCGUUUUCUAUGGUGCUACCUCACUAUCCUCUUGGCCUUUGGCCAAGUCUUGGUUGCGCAGCUGCCAAAGGUGGAGCCGGAAAUUCCCCAGGAUGGUCUUCAAGUUCGACUUGAACGUGAGCUGUUUGCCAAGCAGCAGUCCGUUGUCUACGCUAGCCAUCUCGAAUUCGAUGAAGAGCCAAAGAUAUCGGAUAGACAGUUCUUGAAGAUUGCCAUUGAUGCGUUCAAGGAGAUGAGACACAUGGUUGAUGAAAACAAGCUUGGAAAGAAGAAGAUUCCAAAUGUCAUGACGACGCUCCUCGUUGGCAAAGAAAUGAUAUUUGCGUCGUCGGCAAAAGGCUCAAACGACCCCAUCAGGGAAGACGGUCAGGUACAGGAUGACCUCGCCGAGUGCGGCAAAGAUUCGGGAAACAAGCACAAGAACAACGGAAGGUGUGGUGAGGUGAUGGCUUUCCACGAAUACUAUGAGAGUCGUGUCGAUCCAAAGAAAUUGGGCAAGGAUAGCGGCGCUCGAAUUGUGGCCAUUGCCUUUCCGCGGGAUGCUGAUCUGGCAACAGCGCAACCUGAAAUUCUGGCCCCCUGUGGUAGCGGCGAUAAUUGGGGUUGCAACAGGCUGGUCAAAGACCUCAAUGUAUUGGAUAACGACAAGGUUGCGGCGGAUCCGGAAAUGGCAGAUUUCGAUUACAAGAAGCUGAGGAAGGAGGGAAAACUCAAGAGCAUCAAAACCAAGUUUGAAGAGGGCAAUGGGUCAAAUCCCGCAGACAAGCCUGGCAAGAAUAAGCCAAAAGGGCCGCCUCCCAACAACUUGCCCCCCAGACCUAAUAAUAAGCAAAGGCCGUCCACCCCGGCAGAAACUGGAGACGAUGGAGAAGCAGAGGACGACGAAAAAGUCAACAAUGGAGGCAGCAAGAAACAGGGACCUCCUCCUAACAACCUGCCUCCCCGGCCGCCAAAGGCAGCUGCGUCGACCCCGGUAGACACGGGAGACGACGGAGAAGCAGAGGACAAGAAAGCCAAUGGCGGCAGCAAGAAACCGGGACCUCCUCCUAACAACUUGGCCCCCAGGCCGCCAAAGCAGAGGCCCUCCACCUCCACCCCGGUGGAGUCGGGAGACUCGGGCGACGAUGGAGACAAAGGAGACGACGGCAGUGGAGAGAAGAAGAAAGCUCCGCCCCACCGCAAACCGCGGCCGCCGAGGCCACACCACAGGUCAAGGGCCCCUGAUCAGGACGGUGAAAAGUCGGGCGACGACGAUGAACCAAGAGAUGCCGGCAAGGUUGCGUCCAGCGCCGGACGGCGGCUGCCGGGUGAGAUGCCUGGGAGACACGAGUCACGUCGCUAUUUCCGGGCCUAG